CUUGCCAACCUUACAGAUUCUCAUAGUUCAUAAAGUAUGCUUAUGAAGAAUCUUUUUGGUUUAAAAAUGUUUCUUUGCUCUCCUUUGCACCUCAUUUGUUCUUAUUCUUUCAUCCUUUGUAUUAUUAUUUACUAAAGCACUUUUUUAUUAUGGUGGAGAGCUUGUUUCUUAUCUUUGACUCAAGGUGUUCUUUAUUUUAUAGACUUAACAAUCUGACAUGCAUUCUUUACCAGACAGCAUGGUUACUCUUGCUAACCUUUAUGCUGAGUUGUUGGAAAAAGAAAUUGAGCCUUCUAUGGAUAAUCAAGCUUUUGAGUAUUUGGAUUCUCUUAUGACGUGUUCAUUCUUUAUUUUAAUUAAAUGACCUAACAAAGUUACAUAAUGCCUUCAAACUUCCAUCAUGUUAGUAACACUAAGACAUUAUGUGCAUUUCUAUAAUCUAAACCAUGCUAUCAAAAUAUGGCCAGAUUCAUCCUGCUCAGCUGAUAGGAAUGCCUACUGCUAGAAUUCCUCUGCCACUUAAUCUUAGUGAGGAGCCUAUAUUUGUGAAUGCAAAGCAGUACCAUGCUAUUCUGAGGGGCAAACAAUACUGGGCAACACUUGAAUCACAGAACAAACUCAUCAAAGAACGGAAACCAUAUCUUCACGAGUCUCGCCAUCUACAUGCAUUAAAGAGAGCCAGAGGUUCUGGUGGUCGCUUCUUGAAUACAAAAAAGCAUGAAGAGUCUAAACCCACUUCACAAAACCAUGACAUAGAUGUUUCGAGGUGUACUCAUUUGAAUCUGAGGGGAAACAUGUCAGAAUCUAAGGCUCGUCAGUUGAACUACAGAGAUGGUGCUUCCACAACCACCUGUUCAGAUAUUUCUAGUGCAUCUAAUAGUAGUGAUCUCUUCCAGCAACAUCAAUCUGACAUUAGAUUAUGUGCUUCCAGCAACAUUGGUCAUUCAAGUAGAAAAUCUAAAAGAAAAAAAGAUCUCAAUUUUAUAUAAAGUCAAAUUCUGGCAGUCUUAUUGGUGUAAAAUAUUAAUUGAUUCUGUUGAUGAAUAUUAAAUUUUGCUGGAAGAAUCUGUUUGA
Molecule: messenger RNA, 1074 nt
Organism: Vigna angularis (adzuki bean)
Lineage: Eukaryota; Viridiplantae; Streptophyta; Magnoliopsida; Fabales; Fabaceae
Product: nuclear transcription factor Y subunit A-3-like
Exons: 2
Coding region: 447-989 (180 amino acids)
Biological process (GO): regulation of transcription by RNA polymerase II
Molecular function (GO): DNA-binding transcription factor activity, RNA polymerase II-specific; RNA polymerase II cis-regulatory region sequence-specific DNA binding
Source: RefSeq, a predicted model, not a curated record